CGGAGCUGGCAGGCGGGCGGGCGGGCGAGCGGGCGGGAGGCAGCAGCGCAGCGCGGGGAUGGAGGCGGGAGGAGCGCGGCGGAGCGCAGAAGUCUGAGCCCCCGACCCGUCCGGGGGACCAGCCAUGCCCGAGGCUCCGGCAGCCCUUGGGCCCCGCCGCGCUUCUGCCUCUCGCGGGGCUUCGGCAGCUUCUCCAGGCAGCCCGCGGGGCUUCUAGGGGCCGGUUCCAGCCAUCUGGGUCAGGGGCAGCCGGAGGCCUCCCGAGCGGGAAAACUGGCCGAGGUCGGCCGGGCGUCAUGCCGCCUCCCUGGGCUUCCCGGCCCCCCGUGGGCGACCCCGAGUAGCGGGCAGGAGGAAGGGGCUCCUCCGCGGCAGAGAACGCGCCCAUGUUCCAGCCCGGCAUGAGCGAUGCGGGCAGCGGCUCCGGCAGACGCGGCCACCUCCUGGCCGACCCCGGCGGCCCCUUCGAGCGGGCGCGGGACAAGGAGGGCGCCAAGGGAGGCGGCGGAGGCGGCGAAUUCAGGGACCUGGCGGCGGGGACGUCGGCUUCCAGCGGCCCUUCGGAGAGCGGCAACCAGUCCCCCGCGGGCGAAACGGAUUAUUGCCGCCGGAUCCUGGUGCGAGAUGCGAAAGGGACCAUCCGGGAGAUCGUCCUUCCCAAAGGCCUGGAUCUGGACCGGCCCAAGAGGACCCGCACCUCCUUCACCGCAGAACAGCUGUAUCGGCUGGAGCUGGAAUUCCAGCGCUGCCACUAUGUCGUGGGCAGAGAAAGGACAGAAUUAGCCAGGCAGCUCAACCUUUCGGAGACCCAGGUGAAGGUGUGGUUCCAGAACCGGCGCACCAAGCAGAAGAAGGAGCAGAGCCGCGAGGCGGAGAAGCGCGGCGGCCCGGCGGCCCCCUCGGAGGCCUUCGCCACCUGCAACCUGCUGAGGCUGCUGGAGCAGGGGAGGCUCCUCUCCGUGCCGGCGCCCCCCGCGCUGCUCCCGCCGGCCGCGCCCGCUCCUUCCCCGGGGCUGCCCAGGGCGGAGGCGGAGAGUCCCCGGGCCCCGCUCCCGCUCUGCUUCGCCGCGCCCCUCGCGGGCAGCCUCCGCCAACGGCCCUCCGCCUUCGAGCCCUACGCGCGCCUCGGGAGGAGGGACAGCCCGCCGCGCCGCCACAAGGAGCCCGCCAGCCCCUGAACGCCUCUCCGGCCCCCGCACCGGCUGGGAGCAGCCGACACCACCGACCUCCCCCGGCCCCGGUGGGCGUGGCAGUGGCAGUGGGACCCUUGCACGGAAAUAUUAAAACCACCGCUCCUGCCAAAGCC
Messenger RNA from Pantherophis guttatus, 1306 nucleotides. RefSeq names its product ventral anterior homeobox 2 (gene VAX2). The record is from RefSeq and is a predicted model, not a curated record. Gene Ontology annotation, biological process: neuron differentiation; central nervous system development; regulation of transcription by RNA polymerase II. Lineage: Eukaryota; Metazoa; Chordata; Lepidosauria; Squamata; Colubridae. Gene Ontology annotation, molecular function: DNA-binding transcription factor activity, RNA polymerase II-specific; RNA polymerase II cis-regulatory region sequence-specific DNA binding. Gene Ontology annotation, cellular component: nucleus.